CGGGGGCGCCAUGAGGCGGGGCUGAGGCCGGGCCGAGGCCGGAGCGGGAGCGGCACCGGGAGGGAUACCGAGCCCGGCGGGCCCGGCCGCCGCGCCAUGCGAGCGGGCUGAGCGGCGGGGCAGGGCCGGGGCAGGCAGCGAGCGGCCCAGUGGCGCGCCUCCGGAUCCAAGGUGCUGGUGUCUCACCCUGCCUGGAACCUGAGGUCCCGUGUGCCCAUCCGCCUCCCGACGUCACCAAUGCGACCAUGGGAACUGGCAGUGAAUAGGCGGCCACCCUCUGCCCCUUUCAACCAGCGCCGUUUCUCGGGGGGACCCUGCAGCAGCCCCGACCACCUCCGGCGAAGCCCCCCUGCCAGGCGUCAGUGGGGACGACGCGACCGACCUCUGGCAACCCUGCUGGGCCAGGAUGAGCCCCAGCUGCACCCUGCCUUCCCCCAGCAGCCGCACAUCCCUGUAGAUGAGCCCCGCUCCUACGCUCUCCCCAGCACGCCGCCACGAAUGCUUCACCCAGCCGCUCACCCGCCCCACCAGAACCCAUUCAUGGUGGAUCUGCAUGACCAGGUGCACCAGGGACCUGUCCCUCUCUCCUACACGGUUACCACCGUCACGACACAAGGCUUCCCCAUCCACGCCGGCCAGCACAUCCCUGGGUGCAGCACCCAGCAGCUCCCAGCAUGCUCAGUGAUGUUCAGCGGACAGCACUACCCGCUCUGCUGCCUCCCGCCCCCGCUGAUCCAGGCAUGCGCGAUGCAACAGCUCCCCGUCUCCUACCAGACAUUCCCCCCCAUCAUCUCCAGCGACCAUUACAUCCUGCACCCGCCCCCGCCGCCAGUGCCCCCCCACCAGCCGCCCCACAUGGCCCCCCUGGGGCAGUUUGUACCUCUCCAAGCCCAGCACCCACGCAUGCCUCUGCAGAGGAUAGACAAUGACGUGGACCUGCGAGGGGAGCAGCACCCCAUUGCGGGCUUCACGUACCCCCCGUCCCACCAUGCUCCCACGCUGUCCCCCUCCGUGCCGUUGCAUUACCUCCCCCAUGACCCGCUGCACCAAGAACUGCCAUUUGGCGUGCCAUACCCCCACAUGAUGCCCCGGAGGCUGAACACCCAGCGGUACCGGCUGCAGCAGGCGCUGCCCCCGCCGCCGCCCCCUCCGCCACCCCCUCCGUACUACCCAAGCUUCCUGCCCUAUUUCCUCUCUAUGCUUCCUGUGUCGCCGACGGCCGUGGGGCCCACGAUCAGCCUAGACCUGGACGUGGAUGAUGUAGAGAUGGAGAAUUACGAGGCGCUGCUGAACCUGGCCGAGCGGCUGGGGGAGGCCAAGCCACGGGGACUCACCAAAGCAGACAUCGAGCACCUCCCAUCCUACCGCUUCAACCCUGAGAGCCACCAGUCUGAGCAGACCCUGUGCGUCGUGUGCUUCAGCGACUUUGAGGCCCGGCAGCUUCUUCGCGUCCUGCCCUGCAACCACGAGUUCCACGCCAAGUGUGUCGACAAAUGGUUAAAGGCGAAUCGCACGUGCCCCAUCUGCCGGGCGGACGCGUCGGAGGUGCAGCGGGAGGCGGACUGAGGCUGGCGGGCGCUGUGCCGCACAAUUCGCUAGAGGACGAGGACGCCGGGCCAGGGGCGGGGGCUGCUGCCCGCUGCUAGGGCCUGACCCUGCGCUUACCCCCCCUCCCCAAAGCCUCUCCUCGGAUGUGGUGAGCAUUGAGCAGUCCGGGCUCCCGGCCAGCCCUCCUCCUCCCCGCCAGGGCACGGACUCGGCCAGACGCCUGCCCGCUGCGCUCCCAGGGCCCCGAAUCAUGUUGUGCUGGAGGCGGGAGGCGCGUGGCCGUGCCCUCCGCGCUCCAAAGACGCUGUUGUUGCUCCAUCACUUUCCAGGUCUUUGUACUCUGCUAGGGAAUUAGUGUUUGUUCCCUUUGUCACUUUUUUUUUUUUUUUUUUUUUUUUUUUUUCAUGGUAGGUUUUUCCCCCCACCCCACCUCCCCGUUUCCUUUUCCGUCGCGUUUUUUGGUUCCGUGGCCAUUUGACUCAGUGGCGCGCAGGCGGCUCCUCCCCUCGGCGUUGCUCAUGGAGGAUGCGGGGAGGAGAGAGGAGGGAGCGCUGCAGGUUUGAUGCCGGCGGCACCCCGAGCCGGAGCGCCGGGCCGGCCCCGGGGGCAGCCGGAGGAGGUGGCCGGUGGAGCGCGGCCAAGGUGGGACACCAGCAACCCCGCGGCGUGGCUGGGACAGGAACGCCUCUGUCCCCGCUCCCGCACGCAGCCCGGCACGGCCCCUCUCCUGCCUCGGCUGCCCUGGGGAGCCCCGGAGGGUUAUGGCUGCUUGGGGUCUUUUCCCGGUGGGAGGAUGGUGCUGGUGCAGCCCCAGCCGCUCUCCCCGUUCGUUCCCCUAUGCCCAGCCGCUGCAGCUCCCGGGGCCGGGCCGUGCGGUGUCCCACGGGGCAGCCAGACCUGGGGCGGGUGGGGGUGACGGACGGACGCCCCAUCCCUGUCCCCGUGGGAGUGCGGUGUCCCCCCGGCGUGCUGCACGGCUCCAGCUGUCGUUUCUCCAUCCCGCUGCCGUAAAUCAAAAAUCGCUCCGCGUCCCUGUCCUGCUGGCUGGGCGGCACGACGCGGUGCCCCUGGCCGGUGGGCAGCAGUGGGGGGGGGGGGAGGCCGGCCGGGCUGCAGCGGGUGCCCCCCGGCCCCCAGAGCGGGGUGGGGAGGGGGGGAUUUUAUCCAUAACCUUGUGGUGUAUUUUCAGUGCUACCCCUGCCCCGGCUGGCGUGGGGGGAGCUGUGAGCAGCCCCCCUGCCGCUGUAUCCCCCUCCUUGCCUGCGCAGGGCCGGGGUGGGGGGGGGGGGGAGAAGCCGCCGCCGGGCUCCGGCAAUCCCGCGUGGCCAUUGUUUUGCAUGAUUAAUUAGCGAGGAGGGUAACGGGAGGGUGGCGGCGAGAGGACCGCCGUCCCCUCGCGGCGCGCGUUGCCGACGCCUGGGAGCCUCCGAGCGGACGCCAGCCCUAUGUAAAUGUUCACAAAUAUGCAUGCAUGUCUGACCAGCUUGGAACGUGGUCUUGGCUACGUCUAGCCGGCUGUGGGGUGAGGGGGGGUGGGGAGAGGGGUUUUUGUGCUCAGCUGAUACUGCCAUGCACUGUACUGCACAUGUCCGCAACGCCACAGCAGGACCGUGAGACUUUCAGGGCCGUCCCCCCUCCGCGGGGUCUGCGCCCCCUCCAAGCGGGAGGUGGUGGUAUGUUGGGGGGGGGGGGGGGGGUCGCCCGCGGCGGUGGCAUGUGCGAGGGGGGACUGGGUGGGGGGGGGCUGCUCCCUGCGGGGCGGGGGGCAGGUGGCGGGGCUGGCCCCUGGCAGCGGCCCUGGCCGCCAUGCUGGGGCUGGCUUCGAGGCGAGGGCGCCACGCCCGGCAGGUGGGUGGGCGGGGUGGCACGCCUUGCGCUGCCACGCCAUAGGUCCAGAGGGGUGGUGCCAAUCACUUGGGUGGCUGAGGUAGGCCUGCUCCCGAUUGGCUGGGGGAGGGGGGGGUGUUGGGUGGGGGUGGGCUGCGCACUGCCUCUGCCAACCAGCAGGCCUCUCCCAGCAUGCUGGUGGGCGGGCCCUGGUCUCCCCUCAGCCAGUCAGGCGCGGGGGGGCAGCGAGUGGCAUGUCGCGAUUGGCUGGCUCCCCCUUGCCUCCUUUUCCCGGCCUCGCGGUGCGAAGCGUCGAGGCCGAGGGCCCCGGCCCGGCGCCACUGGCUCCACUGUGGCGCGGGCGCCGGCACCGCUGGGCUCGGUGCCCCUUGGGCAGGACCCCGGCCCCCUCCCUGUCCCUCGCUCAGUGACAGAUAACCAAAGGAGUCCCUGUGCUGCGCGGCGGCGGCGGCCUCGCGCCCCCGGAGACACCCCCCCACCCCCUCCCCUCCCGCCCUUGCGGUGCCCAGGGAGCCAGGAAAGCCUUACGGUCCUUUGACGGCGACUCGAAAGCUCACAGCUCGUGUGCUGCAGAAUUUAUUCCAAUGAGCAGCUAAAAGUAUCAUUUAAAAAAAAAAAUAACAAAAAGAAAAAAUUACAAAAAAAAUACUAAAAAACAAUUAUUUAGGGUGUUUGUGAUUGCUGACUGCGCUGUAGAUACCACUGUUUACCAAUGAUUUCCUGUGGUGGGAUAGUGGACUGUUUACUGUUCUAUUAUACCAGUCCCCGGGCCCUCCAGUGGGACCCCCGCGGCUCCCCGGAAGGUGCUAGGACGUGUGUUCUGUGUUAGAAAGUUUUUAUAUAUAUAUAUAUAUAUAUAAAUAUAUAUAUAUAAUUUUUUUUGCUCUGUUACUUGCACAUUUUACAGUUACCUCAUUUUUCCCAUGUAUGUAUUUGAAAAAAGGCUAAUAUAUAGAAAAGAAAGGUUCUUAAAGCUCUAAAAGUGUUUGUUUUUUUUCCAUUCCAUUGGAAUCAUAUUGGUUUUGUAGCAUUUAACAUAACUAGUAUGUUGUAUUAUAUAUAUGUGUAUUAUACUGAUUGAAAUUUUUAACAGAUUUGUACUUUUUUUAAAAUGAAAGUUGCUAGUUCUGCUUGACCAAGUAGUGCAAUCAUUAUUUUUUUUAAUGUUGUGGCUGAUUUUGAGAGGGAUAUUCACUAAUAAAUGUAUGAUGUAUACCA
Messenger RNA from Tyto alba (common barn owl), 4614 nucleotides. It is a transcript of the gene RNF44, whose product is annotated as ring finger protein 44. The record is from RefSeq and is a predicted model, not a curated record. The transcript is spliced from 11 exons. Bases 238 to 1566 code for a protein of 442 amino acids. NCBI's taxonomy places the organism in Eukaryota, Metazoa, Chordata, Aves, Strigiformes, Tytonidae.